This is a messenger RNA of Oryzias latipes (Japanese medaka), 4212 nucleotides long. Lineage: Eukaryota; Metazoa; Chordata; Actinopteri; Beloniformes; Adrianichthyidae. The record is from RefSeq and is a predicted model, not a curated record.
UAAUAAACGAUCUUUGUCAGACGUGAACCGUCGUUUGCCAGCACUGAGCGAAGUUCCAAUAGAGCCGAGGUGGCACGAUGGGAAAGAAACAGAAGAAAGCCGGAGAAGACAGUGCCAAAGAUGACGGCGUGGACAUCGACGCUUUGGCGGCAGAAAUUGAAGGAGCCGGAGCUGCAAAGGAGCAGAAAGGGAAGAAGAAGAAGAAAGGAGCCAAGAAGGAGGAGUUUGACGAGGAUGAGAUCCUGAAGGAGCUGGAGGAGCUCUCCUUGGAAACACAAGGAGGAAAGAAAACAGACACCACAGAAGAUGUAGAGGCUCUCGAGCCUCCCAGACCAGAGAAGAAGAAAACCAGGAAGGGCAAGAAGGGUGGAGGCAGCCCUGAGGAUGAGAAGGCUGAAGACGCAAACGAGGAUAAGAACGAAGAAGACAAAAAGGCACCUCCUGCCGCUCUCCCAGAUGACUCUGACGAUGACAGCAGCUCCCGCUCUCGCCUCAAGACGAAAGGAGGAAAGAAAGGAGGCAAAAAAGCCUCAGUGUCUGAGGAAGAAGACCCCGCCGAGGACAAAGACGUCAAGAAAGGAGCUCAGAAGGAAGACGACUCUGAAGAAGAUGAGGAGUUCGCCUUCAAAAUGGACAAGAAGAAGAAGAACAAAGGGAAGGCAGCGAAGGCUGAGAGCGAGGACGAGGAGGAGCAGGACGAGGAGGCGGGGGGUUUCAAAAUGAAGACGGCGGCCCAGAAGAAGGCGGAGAAGAAAGAGAGGGAAAAGAAAAAGAAGGAAGAAGAGAGGAUGAAGCUGAAGAAGCAGAAAGAGAAAGAGGGCAACGUGGAGGCUAAAAAGGAGCCAGAGACGAAGGCUGUGGAGGCCACGCCUCCUCAGGCCACAUCUGAAGCUGUGCCAGAGGAGGUGGAGGGGGUGGAGCCAGCAGCAGAGGCAGAUGAGGGCGAGGGAGAAAAGAAAAAGAAGGACAAGAAGAAAAAGAAGGGAGAAAAGGAGGAGGAGAAGAAAAAGAAGGGGCCCAGCAAGGCCACAGUGAAAGCCAUGCAGGAGACUCUGGCUAAGAUGAAGGAGGAGGAGGAGCGACUGAAAAGAGAGGAAGAGGAGCGGCAGAAGAGGCUGGAGGAGCUGGAGAAGCAACGGCAGGAACAGGAGCGCCUGGAGCAGGAGAGAAAAGAGAAGAAGAAGCAGAAGGAGAAGGAAAGGAAAGAGCGGCUAAAGAAGGAGGGGAAGCUGCUGACCAAGGCCCAGAAAGAAGCUAAGCUCCGUGCUGAGGCCAUGCUGUCCAUGCUGCAGGCUCAGGGUGUUGAAGUGCCAUCCAAAGACACAGUGCCAAAGAAGAAACCUGUUUACGGAGACAAGAGGAGGAAGAAGCCCAACACCCAUACUCCUGAAGAAACAUCCACUGUAACAUCACCAACAUCAGAGACUCCAGAACCCAUCGCCAUGGAAACAGAGGCUGAGACGGUGCCAGCUCCACAGCCAGAGGUGAAGCCCGAAGCUGUCGUAGACAACUGGGAGAAAUUCGCCAGCGACGAGGAAAAAGUGAAGAACAGAAGGAGCAGACAGGAAGCAGAUUUAAAGAAGGUCCACAUUGAGGUCAAGGAGGAGACGACUGGACCGCCUCAGCCUCCAGCCAGUGAGGAGGACGAGGAGGACGAAGAGGAGGAGGAAGAGGACAACGACGAGGACGAAAGUGAAGACGACGUGGAUGCGGAGAAAGAGGCGCCGCCAGCGAUUCAGAGCAAGAAAAAAGUGGUGAGCGAGGACGAGAGCAGCGAGAGCGAGGACGACGACGGGAGGACGAAGGAGGAGCGGCUCUAUGACCGAGCCAAAAGGAGGAUUGAGAAACGUAGAGCCGAGAACUUGAAGAACACCGACACGGAGCGUCUGAGAGCGCCGGUGGUGUGCGUGCUCGGACACGUGGACACGGGGAAGACCAAAAUUCUUGACAAGCUGCGGCACACCCACGUUCAGGAUGGUGAAGCUGGAGGAAUCACCCAGCAGAUCGGAGCCACAAACGUCCCAAAGGAAACAAUAGAAGAGCAAACCAAGAUGGUUAAAAAUUUUCUCCGAGAAAGCAUCAGGAUUCCCGGUAUGCUAAUCAUAGACACACCGGGACACGAAUCCUUCAGUAACCUGAGGAACAGAGGAAGCUCCCUGUGUGACAUCGCCAUCCUGGUGGUGGACAUCAUGCAUGGUCUGGAGCCUCAGACCCUGGAAUCCAUCAACCUGUUGAAGGAGAAGAAGUGUCCCUUUAUCGUCGCCCUUAACAAGAUUGACCGAUUGUACGACUGGAAGAAGAGUCCGGAAACAGACGUGGUGACCACGCUGAAGAAGCAGAAGAAGAACACCAAGGAUGAGUUUGAUGAGAGAACCAAGGCCAUCAUAGUGGAGUUUGCUCAGCAGGGUCUCAACGCCGCCUUGUUUUACGAGAACAAGGACCCGCGGACGUUCGUGUCGCUGGUCCCCACUUCGGCCCACAGCGGCGACGGGAUGGGAAACCUCAUCGCGCUGCUGGUCGACCUCACGCAGACCAUGCUGGCACGCCGGCUAGCACACUGCGAUGAGCUGCGCGCCCAAGUCAUGGAGGUGAAAGCUCUGCCCGGCAUGGGAACCACCAUAGACGUCAUCCUGAUUAACGGCUGUCUGCGGGAGGGAGAGACCAUUAUCGUUCCAGGGGUGGACGGACCAAUCGUCACACAGAUCCGAGGCUUGCUGCUCCCUCCUCCACUGAAGGAGCUCAGAGUGAAGAGUCAGUAUGAGAAACACAAGGAGGUGUCGACGUCUCAGGGAGUGAAGAUUCUGGGUAAAGACCUGGAGAAGACGCUGGCGGGGCUCCCCCUGCUGGUGGCGCACAAAGAAGACGAAAUCCCGGUCCUCCGAGACGAACUUGUGCGGGAGCUCAAACAGACAUUGAGCUCAAUCAAACUGGAGGAGAAAGGAGUUUACGUCCAGGCGUCCACGCUGGGUUCACUGGAGGCUCUGCUGGAAUUCCUACGGACAUCCAAAGUUCCUUACGCUGGUAUUAACAUCGGUCCUGUCCAUAAGAAGGAUGUAAUGAAGGCGUCGACCAUGUUGGAGCACGACCCGCAGUACGCCGUGAUUCUGGCGUUUGACGUGAAGGUGGAAAGGGAGAGCCAGGAGAUGGCCGACAGCCUGGGAGUGCGCAUCUUCGCAGCCGAAAUCAUCUACCACCUGUUCGACGCGUUCACUAAAUACAGAGAAGAGUACAAGAAAGCCAAGCAGGACGAGUUCAAGAACAUAGCUGUGUUUCCAGCAAAGCUGCGGGUUCUUCCUCAGUUCAUCUUCAACUCCAGAGAUCCCAUCGUGAUGGGCGUGUCUGUGGAGGCUGGCGUCCUGAAGCAGGGGACGCCUCUCUGCGUUCCCAGCAAAGGGUUUGUGGAUAUCGGCAUCGUCACCAGCAUCGAGGUGAACCACAAAUCCGUGGACUCGGCCAAGAAAGGCCAGGAGAUCUGCAUCAAGAUCGAGCCCAUACCCGGAGAGUCGCCCAAGAUGUACGGACGCCACUUUGAGGCCACAGACAUCAUUGUCAGCAAGAUCACUCGGGCGUCCAUCGACGCCCUUAAGAACUGGUUCAGAGACGAAAUGCAGAAGUCGGACUGGCAGCUCAUAAUGGAGCUGAAGAAGACCUUUGAAAUCAUCUGAAGGAUCCCUUCUUCAAAGAACAACAGAGACAGACGCAGUCGUCCUCCCUCAGACCGUGAGGCAGCAACAGAGGGACACAAAAAAAAAAUCAAAACAAAAACAAAAGAAGAGAAAGUGUUUUCCUGUGAGAAACGAAGCGUUUUUCCCACUGUUGUAAACAGUGGUAGUUUAGACACAUUUCUCUCUCUCUCACACCCACACACUCAGUAUUCCAACGUGCCUGUUCUUCAGCAUCAACGUGGUUUAUUUUAUUUUCUUCUUCUUGGUUCCUGUUGUGAUUCGUGGAUGCUGCUUUUAGGCUCCGCCCCUUUCCUCCCCAGACUAUGUCGAUGUGGGCAAACACGGUGAACGGCGUCGGACACAAAAGGAGGAACUGAGUUGUUCAGUUUGGACUCUCAACGGUGUUGACCCGAGUCACUCUACAGCUGACCUGGCUCUGCUGCUGGGCGUCCAGUUGGACAGCUGGGGGACGAAUGACAGAGGAGAUUUUAAACCGUUUUUUGCUGCAACUGCUGAUGUAAUAAAGUCUCAUGAUUCUAAGAAAACA